This is a messenger RNA of Neolamprologus brichardi, 401 nucleotides long. The record is from RefSeq and is a predicted model, not a curated record. Lineage: Eukaryota; Metazoa; Chordata; Actinopteri; Cichliformes; Cichlidae.
GAAACAUGUCAUUUCUUUUUACUCCCUAGCCCUGCGUGAUCAUGGCCCAGUGGAUGCACAUGACCCAGAUGUUGCAGCAUCUGCCUUAUGAGACAGUCAGCAGCCUCUAUCCACCAAACUCCUUCCCGAUUGAAGUCAGGCAUUACAUAUCUGAAUGGAUAGAGAACCAACGAUGGGAGGACUUUUCACAGGAAAAGAUAGAGCAAGAGAGUCAAGCUCAAAUUCUGUUGGACCAGGGUAUCAGCAUGCUGCAAUCCGUUGCUCAGCAGAAUGCCAAUGUUGUCGAGAAGAUGAAGCUGAUGCAGAUGAGCAGGAACAUGGAACUGUAUCACCAUCAGCCACUGAAGUUUGCACUGAUGGUCAGAGACAUCCUCAGGCAGGAGAGGGCUCUGAUAAACGGA